AUGCGGUUCGACAUCGCCGACGAUAUACUCAUCGCUCUCGUCACUCUUUUGCGUCCUCAAAGGGAGAUCCAAUUAGGCAAAUUAUUCACUGAAGCAGCUUCAGGUUCUGAUAUUAGUUCCGGUGUUUCGGACGAGGAAGACAGUCAAGACUCCGGCGCUGCCAGCCUGACCUCUACUGAGGGGAACCGAAAACAAACCAAUGCGACCAAACGCAAUGUGGAAGGCGGCCGCAAGGGAAAAUUAAUAUUUGCCACUGGAGGCGUAAAGCUGACGUCUGGCCGAAAGAUUCUGCGCGAUACCCGCAGUCGCAGCGUUUGCUCGUUCUCCAGUGCAACCUCCGGCCACCCAGGCCAGCGUGAAGAGGAGAUACAAGCCAAAUCAGCCGUUUCGCAGCUAACCAAGCGGAAAAAACAUCGUAAACGCAGUGGCUCACAAACCGACGCGCAACCCCUUCCCGCGUUUGUCCAACAGGCAGCAGCGGCUAAAUGCAUACGGUAA
Molecule: messenger RNA, 498 nt
Organism: Dicrocoelium dendriticum
Lineage: Eukaryota; Metazoa; Platyhelminthes; Trematoda; Plagiorchiida; Dicrocoeliidae
Source: the annotation of a GenBank genome assembly